AUGACAUCGUACAAGCUGAUUUACUUCCCCGAUCGAUUCCGGACCGAGAUAUGCCGUCUACUCUUCGUACUCGCCGACGUCGAAUUCGAUGAUCACCGCAUCGGCUACGAGGAAUGGUCGACGAAGUUAAAGAAAAGUUCGAAUACACCCACUGGGGAUUUACCUAUCUUAGAGAUUGAACACAAAGAAGGAAAGAUUCUUCUUCUUCAGAGUCGAGCCAUUCAAAGAUACUUGGCAAAGGAAUUCGGUCUGUAUGGAGGUUCAAACGAUGAGUCCGUGAUCAUCGACGUCGUGACGGAAUGCUGGGAUGAAUUUCUUGAUGCAGCAGCCAAGAUCAUGUUUGAAGAAGAGCCAACGAAAAAGGAAUCACUAAGGCAAGCGUUUUUACAAGAAACUGGUCCACGGUUACUAAGCUAUCUCGAAAACUUGUUCAAAGACAACAAUGAAUAUUUACUCAGAAUGUACCCAACAUUGGGUGAUGUGGCGACCUUCAACUGUAUCGAUGUGGUCAAAGAUUGGGUUGGCGAUGAACUCUUCUCUACUUAUCCAAAACUGUUAACUAUAAGAGACAAAAUAAGCAAGAUAGAAAACGUAGCCGCCUAUCUUGCAACAAGACCAAAAUGUUUGUUUUAG
Lytechinus variegatus (green sea urchin) is the source of this 633-nucleotide messenger RNA. Its product is annotated as hematopoietic prostaglandin D synthase-like. Gene Ontology annotation, molecular function: glutathione transferase activity. NCBI's taxonomy places the organism in Eukaryota, Metazoa, Echinodermata, Echinoidea, Temnopleuroida, Toxopneustidae. The record is from RefSeq and is a predicted model, not a curated record. Gene Ontology annotation, biological process: glutathione metabolic process. The transcript has 5 exons. Bases 1 to 633 code for a protein of 210 amino acids.